AUGUUAGAUCGCGUUGUCGAGGAUCGCGUCCACAACAACCGUGAUGGAUUCAUCGAAUCCAUCAAAGAAGAUGACAUCUGCCGUCUAGCGUCCUCAUACCACAAUAGCGAACCAUGUACUAUUUUCAAACCGCCUGUCCGGGGGAGCUAUAACAUCUGCUUCUUCGUUCGAUUCUGCUCUCUUAGCUCAGACAAUGAAACCAUCAGCGAUGGAGAAAAAUGCGAGGAAGGGGAUUCUUGGGUAGUUCGUGUGCCUCUGUCGCCGUGUCUGUCUUUCGAGGCGCACGAAAAGCUGGAGAGCGAAGUUGCGACGAUGCAGCUUAUUGCUGAAAAGACGAAUAUUCCGAUCCCCCGAAUCCAUGUGUAUUCCCUUGCUCAAGAAAAAGGUCCUUAUAAUAUCGCCUCGUUCGUUAUCCUCGACUACAUCGAAGGCCGGACGCUGUUCGAUGUCAGAUUCAAGACUUUGUUAGACGACCAGCGAAGACACCUCUACGAACAACUAGCCUCUAUCUAUAUCCACCUUAGGCGGCUGGAGUUCUCGUCUAUUGGCAUCCUCUCUCGUGGCUCUGACGGGUUCGACGUCCGGAAGAAGCCGAUGUCAAUCAGCAUAAAUGAACAGGAGCUGGAAGGCUUGCAGUCCUCGCGCAUCCAGGCCGAGUACGGUAGCUGCAAAGGCGUUCUAACGUCAGCGAGUGACUAUGUGUCAAUGUUGCUACGCAUUGCAUGGAACGCAUUCGAAAAAGGCAGGAAGAGCUUCUCUCAGUUUGCGGAGAAAAAGUGGCUAAAUCCGAAGCUAGAUAGUGGCCCCUUUGUAUUGGUUCAUGGCGACUUGAACCCGUACAAUUUGAUAGUCAACGAAAAUAUGGAUAUUGUAGCUCUUCUUGACUGGGAGUGGAGCCGCGUUGUCCCACUGCAGUUUUUCAUGCCUCCCACAUGGCUCACCAGUCUAGAAACCGAUGACCUAGCCUGGCCCUUUCGCUACUCGCGGUAUGUCAACGAGUUGGAUAAGUUUCGAACCGUCGUUAGAGACCAAGAGUUGAAAACUUACGGUGAGGGGUUGUUAUCAAAUGACUGGGCGGGAGUGCAUGAAAACGGUGGUAUUCUAAUUGCAGCAGCAUUGGAAAACUGGACUGAUAUAGACUAUUUCGCGGGACGAUACCUCGACAAGUUCCUCUAUCAACGGAAGGGUCUCGAAGAUCGGAUAGGGGAGUUCAUGAAACAGGAUCCAGCUCGCCGGACCCUUGUGACAAGGAAGAUUCGCGACUGGGCGGCUUAUCGAGCGGAGCGAAAGCGCCUCGGGGUCGAAGAUCCCGCUGACGAUGAGAUAGAGAUCGUGGAAAUGGCACCGUUGACUAGAUGCCCUUGGGAUCAUUUUACUUCCAUUACACCACGACUAUUCACAUGGUGGUUGGGUGAAAAGGCGGGCCUGUCCCCAAGAGUAGAUCAAAUUCUCUCAAAAGUUGCUAUGGGAGGUGGCACAAUCGUCCUUCUGGCUGGAAUAUCCUAUAUCAUUUGGAACCGUAUAGCUAAAUACCCGUUCUCGCUCUAG
Molecule: messenger RNA, 1548 nt
Organism: Venustampulla echinocandica
Lineage: Eukaryota; Fungi; Ascomycota; Leotiomycetes; Helotiales; Pleuroascaceae
Exons: 3
Coding region: 1-1548 (515 amino acids)
Source: RefSeq, a predicted model, not a curated record